Molecule: messenger RNA, 1083 nt
Organism: Brenthis ino (lesser marbled fritillary)
Lineage: Eukaryota; Metazoa; Arthropoda; Insecta; Lepidoptera; Nymphalidae
Source: the annotation of a GenBank genome assembly
AUGCCAGGAAGUGGAUCUCACUGGGUCACCCAGACUAAGUUAAUUUCCGCAGUAUGGCAGCACUUGCACAUAGCUCGCGGUGCGACAGGAGUGGACGACACGCACAAGUUCCUUGGCAACGAUACACACACUGACUACUUCAGAUUGUUGCUACGAGAUGGAAACUAUUUGCUAGUAGGUGGCAGAAAUGUUGUCUACAACCUCAGUUUGACUGACCUUACGGAACAGCGAAGAUUAGUGUGGUACUCAUCAGAAAAUGACGUCCAAAUGUGUGUCGUCAAAGGAAAAGAUGAGGAGAGUUGCCAGAACUACAUCCGCGUGCUGGUAUCACUCGGCACGGGGCGCCUAUUGGUCUGCGGCACGAACAGCUUCAGACCUUUCUGCAGAGAGUACAGCGUGCAACGCGACUCUUACCAUAUGGAAAAAGAGAAGUCCGGACAAGCAGUAUGUCCGUAUGAUCCCGAACAUAACUCAACAGCUGUUUACGCGGAUAACGGUAAAAUAAUAAAGGCAAUCAACGCCGUGUCAUACGAUUCGAACAAGCGCGCGGUGCCGGUGGUGAUAGAGGAGCUGCAGGCGUUCGCGGCGGGGUCGCCGGUGCGCGCACUGCGCGUGGCGCGCGCCGGCCGCGACGCCGCGCGCCUCAUCGCCGUUUCCGACCGCGAGGUGCUGAGUCUGCGCCUACAUAGAUGUUCCAGCGAUAAGAUUAGUUCUUGCUCAAUCCAAGCGGAACCGAAGCUGUUGCAGCAGGUGGAGGAAGUGACGUACGCGGAGCCGGUGCUGGCGCCGCCGCCGAAGCCGGCGUCGCCGCGCGCCACGCUGCGCAAGCACCCGCCCUACCACCCGCACCACGAGACGCUGUUCCAGUUCCAGCCGGACGCGUACCGGCGCGACAACUUCGGCACCCUGCGCUCGCACCAGGUCAAUGUCAUGUCGCAGCGCAGCAGCGGGUCGGGGUCGGGGUCGGCGACCGGGUCGUCGUCGUCGCCCUCGCCGCCCUCGUCGUCGCCGUCGCCGUCGGGCGAGCGCCCCCCCACGCCGCCGCCGCCCGCGCCGCAGCCCUGCGCCUACAUCUACCGCAAC